AUGUUGCAUCCACUAAAGCACUUUGCUCAAGACCCAGUCAUAUGGGCGGGCAUGAUUUGCAUUUUCUAUGCCCUCUUGAAGGCUAGUCUUGCUGGAUCUCCUUCUAACCCAAUCGUCUCAGUCGUAAUUAAUCAGACUUAUGCUGAUGAGAAUGAUGCUGAUCGUCUACUGAUUUCAUCAGAUUCUUGGGACCACUUUCUAUCAGUUUUGGGACCACAUUAUCCUCUAUUUUAUUACCAGAAGGAAGGGAAUUCUCCCGGUUCUUGUGAUUUCAAGGGUGCGGCCAUGAUCACUACCACUGAUCCAAGUCAUGGCAGUUGUAUAUUUCCAGGAAGCAAGAAGGCUAGCAAUAAAAAGACGAGCCAGGUAGUGAACACAACGAAAGCAAGUAGUGCAGGCACAAUGAGAUUGACUGGCUUCCAUGGCACUAGAACAAGCAUAUACAACACGGGUUUAUACCUACUCUCUGGUGUCCUUUUUUGUUUCUUUUAG
Messenger RNA from Fraxinus pennsylvanica, 492 nucleotides. The record is from the annotation of a GenBank genome assembly. Lineage: Eukaryota; Viridiplantae; Streptophyta; Magnoliopsida; Lamiales; Oleaceae.